Paramecium sonneborni is the source of this 1917-nucleotide messenger RNA. NCBI's taxonomy places the organism in Eukaryota, Ciliophora, Oligohymenophorea, Peniculida, Parameciidae. The record is from the annotation of a GenBank genome assembly.
AUGAUGUAAAAAUAUUUUGAAUGUUAGUUAAAUGCCUGAAUCAUAAUUAGGAUCAGUUAGGAUGAGACCUUCGUAAAUACAAAUAGAAGAUGAUUAAUAAGCAUCAACUCAAAGACGAAAUUUUUUAUCUCCAACAUUUAGUUAAAAUCUACCUCUUUUCAGGGAAUUGUAUAGAAUUUAAAAAUGAAAAUAGAUAAUCAAGAUAAGUAUAAAAUAGAGAACAAGAUUAUUCAAACAGCAUUAUUACACUUAGUGAUGAUAAGGUAUUAAAUAUAUAAAUUAGACUAUUUCUUGUCAUGCUUAAAUGAUAAAAUCUCUUCUUUUCAAUUUGUUCUUAUAAGUAUUUUUUGUGAAUUAUUUAACUUAUAUGCAUUGGAAAUACAGUCAUCGUUACGUAUUAUUAUAAUUGUGGAUAUAAGACUUAAUAACAAUAUUUAUUCUGAUAUAUUAUAAUUAUAGAAAAGGUGAUGAUUGUAUUUGGUAACUAAUAGAAACAAUGUUUUUAUUCUUUUUUAAAGUAUAUUAAUAUACUUUUUAUUAGAUAUUCAUAGUGUUUUACUAUGAAGUUUAAGAAUUUAAGAUAUAUUUUAUAACCAUAAUGAUGUUAGCAGUUUCAUCAUUACUUUUAAUCAUGAAAUUAGUUUAAAAGAUUAAGACUCCAACUAAAACAAGCACUGCUUUGGUAAAUUAAAUAUUUAUUGAUAGAUAUUACAAUUUUUAAAAACUAUGUGUUGUCUUUAACUUUUAUUGAUAACACUUAAGUGGGAAUCAAAGAUCUCUUGGUCAUGGAUCCAAAUAUUUCUAUUAUUAUGGGUAUUUCUUGUUGUUUGUGCAUUAUUAUUAUUCAUUUCAUUAGUUAGUUGUAUUGAAACUUUAGUGAAUAUAGUCAAAAAGAAAUAACAAUGUCAUUACUGUAUAUUUUUAAAUUACCCUUUAGUGGCAGGCAAUUUAUGGAUAUUUAUUAUGCUAAUAGGAUUUACACUAUUUCCAUUUUUAUUUAUUUUGAGAACUGCUGAAUUUUAUGAGGGUAAUCAAAUUAUUGGUCUUACUGAAACUGCUUAAUAUAUUGUUAUUAUAACUUUAUUUUCAUUAUUUCUUCUCAUUUUCACUCUAUGUUUCUAUAAAUAAAUUAAGUAACUCUUAUUUUUAGUAUUUUAGAGCAUAUUUAAAAGAUGUUUAAGGAAUCUCUGAUUAAAUAGAAAAUGAUUAAUAAUAAACAAUAUAAUCUCCUAAUUCUAGAUAACUUAAUUCUCCACAUUAAUAAAAAAAACUAUAAUUUGUUAAAUUAGGAAUACCAUUAUAUUUAAUUAAAUUAUCUUGUACUUAUUUUGCUGUACUUGAUAAAGCCUCUUUCGAAUUCAAAAAAAAAUAAAAUUUUCAUCAAGAAUUAGAGUCAGGAAGAUCAAAUAUAUAAGGUUCUACUAUGAGAGAAACUUAAAAAAAAAUACUAUAAAAACCUAUUGCUAGUAAUUCUAUGAUUAUUAAUAAAAAAAAAGAUGAAAUUGAUUUAGAUAUAUAAAAACCUGCUAUUACUGAUAAUAGUAUUUUAAUCUAUUAAUUAAUCUUAGUUAAAAUUAAAAGAGAAGAAAUCCCAGUAACUGUUUCUAAAUAAGAAUAAGAAGAGGAACCAAUUAAAUCAAUUAAAUCUAUUAAAUCUGAUGGAGAAUCUAGUACUAAUUAAGACAAAUGUCUUGUUUGUUAUGAAAAUAUUCCAAAUAUUGUAUUUGUUCCAUGUCGUCAUGGAGGAAUCUGUCAAUAAUGUGCUGAAGAUGUUAUAUAAAAAUCUAAUGAGUGUUAUCUAUGUAGAAAAGUAAUUAAAUAAAUAAAUAUCAAUUUUAGACCAUAAAUCAAAUUUUGAAAGUAUAAAAAAAUGUAAAUAAAUAAUUGGAAGUCUAAGAGGCAUCAAUUCUGGGCUGA